Symphalangus syndactylus (siamang) is the source of this 2998-nucleotide messenger RNA. It is a transcript of the gene ADCK2, whose product is annotated as aarF domain containing kinase 2. NCBI's taxonomy places the organism in Eukaryota, Metazoa, Chordata, Mammalia, Primates, Hylobatidae. Gene Ontology annotation, molecular function: ATP binding; protein kinase activity. The record is from RefSeq and is a predicted model, not a curated record. Gene Ontology annotation, biological process: protein phosphorylation. Gene Ontology annotation, cellular component: mitochondrion.
CACCCCAGCGAUCUCGUACUGGCCUCUGGGCGCGUGGUGACCCUGCAGCUGCUCGGCCCCUGCCUCUGCCCGCGCGGCCCCCUCGCUCAGGUCGCGCGCGCCCGGGGCCUGGCUUCGCGUGGGUCCUGGCUCCUCCCGUACCGCAGUUGGUGCCGUCUGACAGCCCCUUCCGCGCGGCGCGGCGCGGCGGAUGUCGGGAGGGGCGCGGGCCUCCGGCCUGAGGCCCGGCGAGGUGCUGGCGGGAGCCGGGCGGAGAGCCGGCCCGGAUGGGCAGCUCCGCCCGCAGGGGCAGGGCAGGGCAGGGCCGGGCUUCGGCUUCACCGCAGCCUCGCCUGAGCGGGCGCCCCUGAAGUGGAGGGCGGGCCGCCUGGGCCGGGGGCCCCGGGAGGAUGGUGGCUCCCUGGCGCGUCUCCGUUAGGGUUUGCCUGUCGCACAUGAGGUGCUUCGAGCUCAGACAGGGACUCAGCCUUCUGAGGCCCUCCGAGUGCCCUCGCGAUGCCAGACUCUGCUGGCUUCUGCUGGGCACUUUGCCCAAGGUCGUCUCCGUGUGCGGGGACGUGGGUGAGGGGGCCCCUGACGUUCUGGGUCUGCGAAGGGUCCACUGCAGCGGGGCGGCUGGCGCGGCGCCCGCGGAGAGCCUCCCCCGAGCGGGACCUCUAGGCGGCGUCUUCCUGCAUCUCCGCCUCUGGCUUCGCGCCGGCGCUUUGUUGGUGAAAUUCUUCCCCCUCCUUCUCCUCUACCCCCUCACCUACCUGGCUCCCGGCGUCUCCACCCUCUGGCUCCACCUGCUUCUGAAAGCCACCGAGACCUCAGGCCCAACCUACAUCAAACUGGGCCAGUGGGCCAGCACCCGGCGCGAUCUGUUUUCUGAGGCUUUCUGUGCCCAGUUUUCCAAGCUGCAUGUCCGAGUGACCCCCCACCCGUGGACUCACACUGAGCGCUUCCUUCGGCAGGCUUUUGGGGAGGACUGGGGGAGCAUCCUCUCUUUUGAGAACCGAGAACCUGUGGGCUCAGGCUGCGUGGCCCAGGUGUACAAAGCAUACGCCAACACUGCCUUCCUGGAGACGGACAGCGUCCAGAGACUUGGCAGGGCCUCCUGUCUGCCGCCCUUCUCAGAUACUGGGGCAGUCGGGGGGCUGAGAGAGCUCUUUGGAUACCUUGGAAACGGCCGGAAACCUCCAGAAAAUCUCGCAGACCAGUCGUUUCUAGAAAGGCUGCUCCUCCCUAAAGCUGACCUGGUUGGAUCAAAUGCAGGGGUGUCUCAGGCUCAGGCCCCUGGCCACCAACCUGAGUCAGGUCACCUCAUCCCCGUGGCAGUGAAAGUGUUGCACCCUGGCCUGCUCGCUCAGGUGCAUAUGGACCUGCUGCUGAUGAAGAUUGGCAGCCGAGUCCUCGGACUUUUGCCAGGCAUCAAGUGGCUUAGCUUGCCUGAGAUUGUGGAGGAAUUUGAGAAGCUGAUGGUCCAACAGAUCGACCUGCGUUACGAAGCUCAGAAUCUAGAACACUUCCAGGUCAACUUCCGGAAUGUGAAAGCUGUGAAGUUCCCCACCCCUCUGCGCCCCUUUGUUACCAGGGAAGUCUUGGUGGAAACGUAUGAAGAGAGUGUACCUGUGUCCAGUUACCAGCAGGCAGGAAUUCCCGUGGAAUUGAAAAGGAAGAUUGCACGGCUGGGGAUCAACAUGCUCCUGAAGAUGAUAUUUGUGGAUAACUUUGUCCAUGCAGACCUUCACCCUGGAAACAUCCUGGUUCAGGGUGCCAACGACCUGUCCUCGAGUCAGAAGGCGCAGCUGCAGCAGGCGGACAUCUGUGACACUCUGGUGGUGGCCGUGCCAUCUUCCCUGUGCCCGCUGCGACUGGUGCUGCUGGAUGCUGGCAUUGUGGCGGAGCUGCAGGCCCCCGACCUGAGGAAUUUCCGGGCGGUUUUCAUGGCUGUGGUGAUGGGGCAGGGCCAGAGAGUGGCUGAGUUGAUCCUGCAUCAUGCCCGGGCCAGCGAGUGCAGGGACGUGGAGGGGUUCAAAACCGAGAUGGCCACGCUGGUGACCCAGGCCAGGAAGAACACUAUCACCCUGGAGAAGCUUCACGUGUCCAGCCUUCUCUCCAGUGUCUUUAAGUUGCUGAUGACUCACAAGUGUUCCAAGAGGCAGGCACCAAAGCUAAGAGGCCGAGCAGCUCACCUGUGGCCACGUGGGCCGAGCCCCCGCCUGCUGCUCGGUCCUCCCACCUCCGUGGCUCACUCUGAACAUCUGCUCCCCACACAGUUUCCGGCACGGUGGGUGAGGGGCCUUGAGUGUUUGCUGCUGCUGCUGUUGUUCCCAGGAUGGAAGAGGAGACAGAGGGCCUAGGGCAGCUACUGCACUCUAAGCACUUCACUAGGCACUUAAGUUUGAAAACAUUUAUAAAUUUUUCAUUGUGAUGAAAAACACAUAAAAUUUAACCCGCCAACCCUCUCCAGAUGCAUAGUAUAGCAUUGUGCAACAGAUGUCUAGGUCUUUCUCAUCUUGCAGAGCUGAAACUCUACAGCCAUUGACCAGCUCCCCAUUCCCCUCUCCACCCAGCCCUGGGAACCACUGUGCUGUUUUAUGUUUCCAUGAUUUUGGCUACUCCAGAUAUUUCAUAUAAGUGGAAUUAUAAAGUAUACUGUCCUUUUGUGAUUGGCUUGUUUUACUCAAUAUAAUGUCCCCAGGUUUCAUCCAUGUUGUAACAUGUGACAAGAUUUCCUUUUGAGACAGGGUCUCACUGUGUCGCCGAGGCUGGAGUGCAGUGGUGCAAUCUUGGCUCAUUGCAACCUCUGCUUCCUGGGUUCAAGCGAUUCUCGUGCCUCAGCCUCCCGAGUAACUGGGUUUACAGGCAAGUGCCACCAUGCCCAGCUAAUUUUUGUAUUUUUAGUAGAGAUGGGGUUUCGCCAUGUUGGCUAGGCUGGUCUUGAACUCCUGACCUCAAGUGAUCCACCCACUUUGGCCUCCCGAAGUGCUGGGAUUACAGGCAUGAGCCACCCCGC